Molecule: messenger RNA, 1962 nt
Organism: Salvelinus sp. IW2-2015
Lineage: Eukaryota; Metazoa; Chordata; Actinopteri; Salmoniformes; Salmonidae
Product: hyaluronan and proteoglycan link protein 1
Biological process (GO): cell adhesion; skeletal system development; central nervous system development
Cellular component (GO): perineuronal net; synapse
Molecular function (GO): hyaluronic acid binding
Source: RefSeq, a predicted model, not a curated record
CAUAUCUGUGGAGUCCAAACUGUCCAGUAGCACUACCGGUGGCCGCUGUUCCAGGGUUACUGGCACACCUCAUAAAAGAAAGAAAAUAAAGAAAACAAACAAAGAGCUCUUGAUUCUGAUUCCUUUGUAACCUUGCUAAUUAGUGUGAUUUUUAUUUUUGCAUUUCCAGUGAAGAGGCCCCUUGGUGUGAAAAAAAAAAAGAGAAAAUGAUCACCCUGCUUUGCACCGUUUUUCUUUCCUUGACCAGCAGUGUGUACAGCGAGAGCCCUGCUUCUCCACCAGCCUACACAGCAGAGACUGAACUUGGUGAUCAGAACCAGGUGUUUGCCAGCCGUGGCUCCAACGUCACUCUACCAUGCCGGCUCCACCGCCAGCAUGGGAUGUCCUUCGGCAGUGUGGGCAUGAGAAUCAAGUGGACCAAGCUGUCUGCAGACGAGUCCCUGGAGGAGGAUGUGCUAGUGUCCAUGGGCUUCCACAAAAAGAGCUACGACAGCUUCCAGGGUCGCGUCCACCUGCAGGAGGCCGACGAUGACGACGCCUCGCUGGUUCUUAGCGACGUGUCCCUAGAUGACGUGGGAAAGUUCCRUUGUGAGGUCAUUGAUGGCAUUGAUGAUGUCAUCCAUGAGGUUACCUUGGAGGUGCAAGGUAGUGUAGGCUACAGCAAUGGUGUGGUGUUCCCUUACUCCCCACGGCUGGGCCGAUACAACCUCAACUUCCACGAUGCCGAGCAGGCUUGYCUGGACCAGGACUCUGUGGUGGCCUCCUUCGACCAGCUCUACGAGGCCUGGAGGAGUGGCAUGGACUGGUGCAACGCCGGCUGGCUGAACGACGGGUCCGUGCAGUACCCCAUCACCAAACCUAGAGGGCCCUGUGGAGGUGCCAACGCCAGGGCGGGCCUGAGGAACUACGGCCAGCCUGAAAAGUCCAAGAGCCACUACGAUGUCUUCUGCUUCACCUCUGGCCUCAAGGGUCAUCUCUACUGGCUGGUGCAACCCGACAAGCUGACGUUCGCAGAGGCUGUUCAGGCAUGCCAGGAUGACGGGGCUGAGAUCGCCAAUGUGGCCCAGAUGUACGUUGCCUGGAAGCUGAACGGUUAUGACCGCUGCGACUCUGGCUGGCUGGCUGACGGCAGCGUCCGCUACCCCAUCUCCAGGCCCCGCAUGAACUGCAGCCCAACAGAGGCGGCCGUGCGCUUUGUGGGAUUCCCUGACAAGAAGCAAAAGCUCUUUGGUGUCUACUGCUUCAAGGGCCAGCAGUGAAGAGGGAAUGCCAGGACUUAGCCCUGUGCACAAUACCAACUUAACCACCAAAGAAAUAAAAUGACAACAAUAACACCAAUACAUGUCGGGAAUUAAUUUGCAUGAACUAGCAUGAGCUCAUUACCUUACCAAAACUGUGCUAACUUUUUUUAAAUUCUUACAAACUAUGAAUUUUGUCAAAACAAAUUUUCAUACUGCAAUGACCUAAAUAUAUUUUGUAAGCUGAAACAAGAGUUAUUCCUCGUCAUGUAAUAACACAUCACCAUGGUUGAAAUUGUGACAGAGACCAGGCCUGGAUGAGUUACAUCAUCCUCGUUUGUUUUGUCCUCCACAAAUUGAGUGUGUGAAGAAAUAAUGAUUGGAGCGUUUAUGCUCUAUUUGGCCAGGGAAUGCUUUUGAAGUUUCAAAAAAUGAAAAAGAUUGUCUGUGACAAAAUGCAUCAGGUCUAACUAACAUGCAUAUCAAGCAGUUUAUGGGCUAAAUUUCAUUAACAUAAUAACCACAGUUUGACUAUGGCAGUUCUGUUAUCAGUAACACUUGCACGGUAAUGCUACCACAAACUACGACAAACAAAUAACAACAACAACAACAAAAUCAAAUUUGAAUCCCCAUCUCAAGUGAAUCUUCAUCUAACAUUUCACAAAGGAGAUUCAAGUCAGCAAGCUAACUUUCCUGUAUGUCCUGAAACGGUGAACUACACCCA